AUGCUCCGCGCCCCUGAUUCCACAAAGUGCACAUGGUACCACGUCACCGGCGGCCCAAGCAAGGGCACUGAGUACGAGCUUUUAAUCCAGAACAACAAACGGUUCAAGACCUUUGGCGUGUCGGACCACUGCUACGUUGGCGAAAUCAGCGAGCAGGAUCAAAACAAGGUAAAAGCUGCCGCGAAGAAGGUCCCCGCGCAGAGGUGCCAGGAGUGGACAGUUGAGGUUCUGAGAAACCUGGAAAAGAAGGGCCUCGUGCCGGUCGGUACCAGGGAUUACUGGUUUGAUCGGAUAGAAGCCAGUCCGUAUUCCACGGACGGCGUACACGGGUUGGCAGGAUCGUCGGGUCCUCAGUGGCUUUGGGACGAGGGACAGCAGGAUUAUAGAUACUGGGAUGAGGGCUCUGGGGGCUGGGUUUGGGCGUCUGAAUCCAACUAA
Ilyonectria robusta is the source of this 438-nucleotide messenger RNA. RefSeq lists its product as uncharacterized. Bases 1 to 438 code for a protein of 145 amino acids. Lineage: Eukaryota; Fungi; Ascomycota; Sordariomycetes; Hypocreales; Nectriaceae. The record is from RefSeq and is a predicted model, not a curated record. The transcript has a single exon.